GCUUGCAUGAGGAGUUGAUUAUUGAGUAGACACCUAUAUUAUUCUAGUAAUUGCGUGGACUUUGUUCUUAUGUUUAAGACUUAUGAAGUUACAGUUUGUUGUCAAUGAAGGGAGGCGAUCCCUUAUCAGUUGCACGGAGUGCCGAAGACGCAAGCAAAAAUGUGACGAAAUAAAACCAGCAUGCACUAGAUGUCUCACAAACAAUGCAAUUUGCAAAUAUACUAAAAAUUCGAAGUCAAAUUGCGAUACAAGCAGAACGAUGAAAAAGCGUGAUUGCGCCAAUAGCUUUGAAACACUUGCUGGUUUUGAAUCGCACAACGAAACAGCCUUAGUACCAGCUUUUGAAAUGAAUGGUGCAAUUGACAGCACAAUAUUUACUGACUUAGAAAACCCAAGUGAGCUGGGAAGUCACAGCUAUUUCUUUGACUCUAAGCAGAAAGGGGCCACAAAUGAAGUUAAAUAUAGUUUUUCGGCGCUUGAGUCAUCUCUUGAACUAGAUCUAGAGUUUCAAGCUUUGGCGAUUAUAUCAUCAUCAGACAAUAUGAAAGAUUACUUUAACAAGUAUAACCAAUGCUAUUCGUUAAUACUUUCCCUUGCAUAUUCAAAUAAAACUGUCAUGUACACCUUUGCCGGGUGGCUUUUGUCGAUCAACCAACUUCCGGUUGCCGAAAAAUUCUUGAAACAGUCGACUAAGUUGUUCGAACUAACUGAAUCAAAUUUACUGUCCAGCAGCGAAGAUUUUGUUAGUGAUAUCACAGGGGUAAUUGUUUCACAAACCUGUCAUGCCCUAAUUGCAUCAUCGAAAGGGGAUUAUGCGUCGUGGAGGAAGAUUUUUGAAAAAAUAUACAAGCUACUUGACCAGCUAGGAAUAGAGGAAGCAUUUGGCUUGUUCCAGGAUAACCCUUUUGCGUGCUGGGUUUUGGGGUGGUUCUUUUAUCAGGAUAUCUUCAAGCUUGGAAGGCUAUCAAAUAGAGAAGUUUUUGGCCCCCUUUUUUCAAAAAACACAUACAAGAAACUCAUUGAGGUCACAGCCUAUAGCAAAAUCAAAAACCCAGGUUUUCCAGCUGGAUGCGGCCCGCUGACAAGAUGCUGCUCCAAUCUUUACAUUACUAUGGGAGAAGUAAACACGUUGUAUGACCUUUUUGCCGUCAAACUUCAGGAAUUAAACAAAUACAAGGAAAUAUUUAUAAAUCCAAUAAUAGAGAACAAAUCGAUAUCACGAAACAAUCUUACAUACUUUUUGGAUUCAGAUAUCUACAAAAAAUAUGAUAGCAUGAAAAAACAUUUUUAUUCUUGGUUUAAUAUGAAAGGUGGGGUACUGGAAGAAAAGAUCUGUCAUACUGAACCCAAUCUUGAUAUACCAGGGUUGACCGAUGACCAAAAAAAUCGCCUCAACCUUUUUCAUGACAUACUAAAGAUAUCUUUACAAGUUUUUCUCAAAGUAAGAAUAUUGGGUUGCUCCACCGCAAAUCUACAAAUUAAACUUCUACGUGAAGAGAUUGUGUCUGGACUCCAUAAACUGGUGGCUUGGGAACUAAAUAACUAUUUGUUAUUUCCUUUUUUGAUUGCUGGUACAUCAGUUCACGAAGAAGUUGAUAAGCUGCGACUGAAAAAACUGUAUUGUGAAUUGAAGACUCGUUUGAAAAGCGGAAAUUUAGAAAAGGUUUGGGAAAUGAUAAAAAAUGUAUGGGACUCUUACGAUGAUAAGGAUAAGGUUCAGAAUACCGGAGAUCUGUUAAGUGUCAUUGAUUGUGAUGUAUGUGUAUUUUGAAUUAAUUUCAUAUUUUUUUUCCGUUCCUAAGUAAAAUAAAUAAAAAUUGCACACUUCAUUAUAUACCAGUUGGAGAAAUAAGUAACAUUAAGAUACAUCCAGCGUUCCACUAACAUGCUCAAACUUGUAUAGGGUUCUCACCAAUCAAAGAACCGACGCUUUCCCUACCGUACAAAGUCAGGUUUGUCUUUCGGUUUGCACUGGUUUUGUUAAAGAAUUUUCCCUUUGCUUCAUCCCAUUGGCGAACAG
This is a messenger RNA of Pichia membranifaciens NRRL Y-2026, 2020 nucleotides long. RefSeq lists its product as hypothetical. The record is from RefSeq and is a predicted model, not a curated record. Lineage: Eukaryota; Fungi; Ascomycota; Pichiomycetes; Pichiales; Pichiaceae. The transcript has a single exon. Bases 260 to 1771 code for a protein of 503 amino acids.